UUUUGAUGGCGCCCUGUUCUUUCUGUAGGUCAGUUUUCGCAAGGUCACAGGUAACUUAGGUUAAUCUACUCUCGCAUUCUGCAUGUAUGCCAUACUUCUAAAAUCAGCUGGUGAACAUGCCACUAGUCCCAAUGAUGACCCUUAUGUUCAGGUUUUGACCAAAUCAGGUUUUACUGUAGAUCUACUGGAGACGCUCGACUUCAUGUAUAACACUGCAACUUUAGCAGAAUAUAAAAAUUGGCGAGAUAAUCAUAGCUGUAUUAUUUUCAGUAGUCCACGUGCAGUAAUUGCCUGUGUUAAAGCUGGACUGACAGGAAAUGAAAGUGAUCUUUGUUUUGUCGUUGGCCCAAGCACUGAAUUACAAGCUAAAAAAGCCGGAUUUUCACCCAAAGGAGCUGAUUCUGGAGAUGCAGAAGAACUUUCAGGAUUUAUUUUAAAACAUUUUGCCUCAAAAUUGGACAAGCCCAUUUUCUUUCCGGCUGGUCAGGUACACCGUGAUACAAUACCAAAAGCACUGGAAGCUGAAGGAAAGAAAGUAAAUACUGUUAUCGCUUACUCCUCAGUAGAAAAUACCAAGCUUCAUGAAAGGUUGAGGUUGAAUUUAUGUGAAGGGAAUCCGAUACCUGAUUGUAUAGUAUUUUUUAGUCCAUCUGGUGUUUCAUUAACUGAGAGUAUACUAAUGACUGAGAUAAAGCCACAUCGUCCAAAUAUUAAGCUUGUUGCUAUGGGGCGUGCAACAGCGACGAAAUUGAAAGAACUUGGCAUGACUGUUUCAGCAGUUGCUUCAUCACCAAAACCUGAAAGUCUUCUGGCAGCAUUGAAAAAUUUGAAAUGAGCAUUCAUUUAUUUAUUUACUUUCUUAUAUUGAAGUUCUUUUUCAUCCGUAUACUUUAAUUUUACUUUUCAUACUUAUUUCAAGCCUAAUUGGUUUCAACUUGUAAGAGCAUUUUAAAUGGUCAACUUUUAUCUAUGUAUGUGUUUGUGUUAUGUGUAUGUGUCUUUGAUCUGCUUUAUUUAUUCAUGAAAAUGUGCCUUAUUGACUUAGUAAUUUUUCUAUUUAGCUGUUUAUUCAGUAAUAGUUUUCAAUCAUUGCAUGUUUUGAUGUAUUUAUUUUACAAAAUGUUUGGACAGUUUGGUUAGCAUAAUCUUUUAGCUUCUGUUUCACAAAAUGCAUUUAAUAGUCAGUGUUUCAAAUAAAUAUACUACCUUUCUUUA
Heterobilharzia americana is the source of this 1215-nucleotide messenger RNA. The record is from the annotation of a GenBank genome assembly. NCBI's taxonomy places the organism in Eukaryota, Metazoa, Platyhelminthes, Trematoda, Strigeidida, Schistosomatidae.